Messenger RNA from Phytomonas sp. Hart1, 3381 nucleotides. The record is from the annotation of a GenBank genome assembly. Lineage: Eukaryota; Euglenozoa; Kinetoplastea; Trypanosomatida; Trypanosomatidae.
AUGCAGGCAGCUGUCGCUAUCCAAAAAGUGAAGCUUGUUCUUCAGAACCACAAUGCUUUUGAACUUAAGGAAGGUCAUCAACUCCAGGAAUGCAGUUUCCCAACGAACGAUUCUAAUAAUCUUAGUUGUGAUGGUAUAGUACGAACUUACGAUGAUAUGAUUGCUGGUGUGACAGAAAAAAUAUCUGCGUUAAUGAGAGAACAAAUGCGCUACUCACUUUCUUUAAGAGAUUUGAAGAGUGUGAUUCAGGGUGACUCGACGUCCUUGAUCGAUCCUCCAUCCUAUUCAAAGCAAGAGUCGGCCCUCUCCCCGACCUUCCGUAACGAAUCCUCGACUUCGGCAUUGGGUUUUCCAGAAUUCGAGAGCCGUUUCCGAGCGAUGGAAAUGGAGAGUACUUUAAAUGAUAGUUUUCAUAGCUCCAUCAAGUCUUAUGUUGAACCUAUUGUGCAGGAGGUACGAAACCACAUCGAGAAGCGGUCGGAAGAAAUGGUACAGAUGAGGAAAGCCGUGAUAACAAGCUUUGAAGCUCUUGGUGGCACAGAUGAUAUUCGCUCAGUAGAUGCGAUCAAGGCGUCUAAUUAUUUGGUAGAUAUAGCCGUUGACACUGGCUCUUGCAUCACUGAAAUGAAAUUGAUUCUAGACCCCACAGGAGAAAAUAGUGGUAAAGUCCGACUCUCCAGCAUUUUAAGUAACAUUAAGACGAAACUAGGCGAAGUAGAAGAUGCGAAGAAAGAUGCAGGUGAUCUUCUCUAUGCUUUGGCUGGCCCUAACAAAAGCAUAUCAGAAAUGAGUUUAUUUAGUUCUGUAUAUAAUCACCGUUUAUUAAAGAAAAAGAAGCCGGCGAGACCAGAAUUCGUGCGCGAAGAUCCUCUCUACAUGGCUCGUGUUAUCUAUGAUAAGCAGCUUAUUAAUGAAGACUCGGAAAAGUCAGAGUUUCUACACCUUAGUUCCUAUGAGCUUAACUACGAAAAUGUCAAAGUCUUCAGGAAAGCGAUCGAGGAAAGAAAGCUUCAGUUUCAGCAAAUGUCCCACGGCAUCACCGUGGCACUCUCUCUUAUGGGUGAUACUGCAGACCUUUCAAAGGUGGACACCAACACCCUUGUACUGCGGCUAAUACAGACCGCCAAGGAUGUGCAUGAUGCCAUAGUGUUAGGUCAAAACACAAUCGCAGAGGAGUGGAUCGCGAAGCGGAAUAGCAUAACCGUCUCCAACUCUGAGGUUUCCACUCACAACAACUCAACUAAAAUAUCAGGAGAGUCCAUCAUGCACGAGGAUGGGGAAAAGGAGUGUGGCGGUGAUAAAAUAUCCACCUCGAGGCUUGACGAUAUGCCUUUUUUGGCUAAACUGACAGCUGAUCUAGUGCAUGCGCUUCGGUCUAUGCAUGACAACUACGAAGCAAUGAAACAGGAAAAUGAGUGCAUGUCAAAAAAACUGCAAUUCCUCCUUGAUGAUGACAAGACUGAAGUUCUCGAGGACCAUCUCGAACGCGCGUGUGCACACAUAGCCUCCUUGGACACGAAACAACAUGCCCUUUCAGAAGAAUUGGUGAACAGCAAAGCGCAUUUGCAGAAGAGUGAGCAGCUAGUAGAAUCCCUCCGCGGAGAGCUAGGCACACUUCAAAACCAACUUACUCAUACACAACAGAACAUUAUCUUCAUGGAGGAAAACUGUGUGAGGCUCAGAAUGAUAUUAAGUGAGAACAUAGCAUUCGCCACGAUAAUCAGCGAUCAUACAAAAGAGUUUGAAGAGCUCAGUACCUCAAGGAUUCGUUCUGGAUCACUACACGCAACUCAAGUUCUCAUGAGCGAGUGCACACUCCUUCAAAGUCUGCUUGUGGAUAAUCAUACUGAACCAGUCAAUGAGGACAAAGUGAGUGAUGAAAAUGAGGAUAUUCUAUUGUCAUCGAUUCAACGGUGUUCCAAAUACGUGCGAUCCUCCGUUGGGCUUCUUGGUGCCGAACAGAAUUUACACCUCGAUACAGAAGACAAGCUACAGGAUACCCAACGACGCCUUGAGCUUGCCAUGGCAGAGGAAUCCCGCCUUGAGGAACUUCUAAAAGAACUCCGCCAGCGACUCGAGGCAGAAAAAGAAAAUGCAAUCCAACAAAUGCGAGCCCAGCUUCAGGGGCAACAACGGGAAGCCGAAAAACGCCUGCAGUACGCUCAGAACGUUUCGGAAGAGACCCAGAAAAACCUGAAGGAACGUAUUAAAAGUCUCAAAGGCAAGGUGAGGGAUGAGGAACAAUUACGUAAAAUCGCAGAGACAACGACCAUCGACCUUCUCGAGCAACUAAACGCUAAAGCGGAGGAAACUGUGGAGCUGAAAGCCCAUCUCGAGGACGCCGAAAAGCGUCGCCGUGAGGCAGAAAGUUCUUUAGCCGUUCUGGAGGAGAUUAAUACGAUGAUGCAGGUAUCGGCGACUGAAAGAAAUACCUUUUACGAUUGCCGAUAUACCGAAUUAUUGGAGAAGCUGGUGGUGACAGAACAAGAGAUUGCCUCUCUACGGACUGCCCUUAACGCGGCGUUUACCGAGCGAGCGUCUGUGGAUGCUUUACGAACUCAAGACGAGAUAAAGUUAGAGGAGUUAAGAAAUGUUGUGGAAAGAGCAAAAAAAAGGCUUCUACAUUGCCUUAUGUCACCCAACGUGUCCCUGGCAAACACCUUGAUUGAGGUCGUGGACGUGUUUCUAAAGGAGUUCGUGAAAGUAAAUGAAAAGGCUUCACGUAAAGAUAUUAUUUAUUAUUCAGUCGGCACAAUCACGGAAAGUGAUAUAGUGAAUAUGGCUAAAGGAUUUUCUACCGUGUUAAGGGUAUUUCAAAAACUCGAUUUACUCCCACUUGAAGAUGUGAUAAUUCCUGAAGAUCAGGCAGACGCGAUCGCGGAGUAUAUCAAUUGGAGCGUGGAGCGCACAUCCGAGCUAAAUAAUGGGAAAGCACUACUUAUAAACAGCAUGCAAUUCUGUCAAUUAGGGUACUCUACUGUACAGUUUUCCACACCCCUUGGGGUUCUUGUUCAGUCAAUCCUGGAUCAAAAGGAUGAAGCAGUACAGCAGUGCGUUGAGUUGAGGGAACAUUACAACGCAAUCUGCGAUGAGAUCGAACAACUACGUGAAAUGAUGAAACUGAAUAAUGACCAUAAUCGUGAUGUGGAGGAACUGGAGCAUUCCAUCGGACGGAUGCGUGAGAUCGUACAGAGGAAACAAAACGCGGACGAAAUUGUGGAAAGGCAUACUAGCGAGAUGCAGUUACUGAUAGACACCCGUUUUGCAAGCCUUUCUCGCUAUGCGGUAGAGCGAGAAAAUGUUGUUAACCAUAUACAGCAACUUCAUCACUUUCUGAGGCAUAGAUUGCGUGAACAAAGUCAGAGCAAAAAUAUAGACUAA